GAUACGCGAUAGUUCGCAUCUCCAAGGUGUUCGCGCGGGUUGCGCGAGUGAUAGAAUGCUCGUUCUCAUCUGAGAUAUCGAAAGAGAAAGAGGGAGAAUUAAGAGUGUGCGUGUACGUCAUCGUGUGUAUACGCGUGAGAGAGAGAGAGAGAGAGAGAGAGAGAGAGGAGAAAAAAUAGGGAGAGAGAGCGAGCGAUAACCCGCCACUGUCCCCGGCACCGGUGGGAUGAUCAAGGAUAUGGCGGACGAUGAGGCCAUACAGGCCACCAACGACGACGCCAGCGAGUGCAAGCGUUACGCGGUGCAACUCGGCUAUUGGUGCGACCCGUUCAUCAGCCUAUUCGUCAAGCAGACCGCCCGGAAGGCACCUGAGAUCAAUCGUGGUUACUACGCCAGAGUCAAGGGCAUUGAGCUCUUCGUCGAGAAUUUCCUCAAGCUUUCUGGCGGUAAAGGUCAGAUCAUAAACUUGGGUGCUGGUUUUGACACUCUUUAUUGGAGACUAAGGGAGACAGGGAAUAGUCCUGCAAAUUUCGUGGAACUCGAUUUUCCCAGCAUAACUGCAAAGAAAUGUUAUCACAUCAAGAAGCACAAACAAUUAAUCGAUAUGCUAAACACCGAAGAUGGAGAAAUCCGAUUUUCGACCACAGACCUGCAUGCCGCAAAUUAUCAUUUGGUUGGUACAGAUCUGCGACACAUAGCGGAGCUAAAUAACAAAUUGGCCCAAGCCGAAGUCAAUUUCAAUUCACCUACUAUGUUCCUCGCAGAAUGUGUUCUAGUAUACGUAGACGCUAGCGCGACAUCGUCACUAUUGAAAUGGCUAGCGGGCAAGUUUCCAAACAGUCUUUUUGUCAGCUACGAACAGGUCAACAUGAAGGACAAAUUCGGUCAGGUCAUGUUAUCGAACCUUCGCAGCCGUGGAUGCUUAUUGGCGGGCGUGGAGGAUUGUGAAUCGUUAGAGACUCAACAGAGACGAUUUACCAUAAACAAUUGGGAAGGUACGAGCGCGUGGACGAUGGUGGAUGUUUAUGAUUCACUGCCUGUAAUGGAUCGUAGUCGAAUCGAGCACAUAGAGAUGCUGGACGAACGAGAGCUUCUUACUCAGCUGCUCCAACAUUACUGCAUUGCCGUUGCUUGGAACGGACAAACAUUUAAAAAUCUGUCUAUAGCACAGGGUUAGGUGUCACCGCCUAACUCCUUCUCUCUGUGUCUCUCUUGCGAGUUACUCCAGGUAAUGACAUCAUAUAAUUGACGAGCCCUCGUAAGUUGCGUAAUACCUCCAUCAACAGCAGGAGAUUAACUUUCUCAGAUUGCGCUACAUCUCGAGUUAGGGCUUAAGCACAAAAAUGGUAGUAAUUGAGUCGUGGAACAUAAGUUAUAAUUGUCGAUUGAUCAAAACAUUGUACGUUGACUUACGACUAUGACUCAAAUUUCACAAUUCAGUUGUGAUCAUUUUUGUGCUGAUCGCUUUUGUGCUGCCCUUAAUCGAUGAAUUGAAAUAGAAUAUCAUGUUACGAGAAAAUAGUGUCCUCUGAUUAAAAAUGCGUUUAAUUUUUUGUCUACAGAAACAUCUCGCCAUAAUGAUUUUUAUAUAACCUUAAAGUAUAUUCUUCGUUCUUCACUUCUAAGAGAAGGGUCAAAUAGUGUAUACGGAUUUU
Atta colombica is the source of this 1655-nucleotide messenger RNA. Its product is annotated as leucine carboxyl methyltransferase 1. The coding region runs from base 227 to 1177 and encodes 316 amino acids. The transcript has 4 exons. Gene Ontology annotation, molecular function: protein C-terminal leucine carboxyl O-methyltransferase activity. Gene Ontology annotation, cellular component: cytosol. Gene Ontology annotation, biological process: C-terminal protein methylation. The record is from RefSeq and is a predicted model, not a curated record. Lineage: Eukaryota; Metazoa; Arthropoda; Insecta; Hymenoptera; Formicidae.